Molecule: messenger RNA, 612 nt
Organism: Vicia villosa (hairy vetch)
Lineage: Eukaryota; Viridiplantae; Streptophyta; Magnoliopsida; Fabales; Fabaceae
Product: secreted RxLR effector protein 161-like
Exons: 1
Coding region: 1-612 (203 amino acids)
Source: RefSeq, a predicted model, not a curated record
AUGGAAGAGUUUGAGAUGAGUGACCUUAGUGUAUUGAAGUACUUUCUUGGCAUAGAGUUCCACGAGUCAAAAGUGGGGUUGCUUAUGCAUCAAAGGAAGUAUGCGUUAGACAUCUUGAAAAUAUUUGAUAUGGAGCAUUGUAAUGCGGCCUUAACACCGGCUGAAGCAAGGUUACAAUUGUCCAAGAGUGAGGAUGAAAAAGAUAUGGAUCUAACACAAUAUAGAAGGUUAAUUGGAUUAUUAAGGUACUUGUGCGAUACACGGCCAGAUUUGGCGUUUAGUGUCGGUAUUACUAGUAGGUUCAUGGAGAAGCCUAAAGUAUCACACUUGAAUGCAAUUAAGAGGGUCCUUCGAUACAUUAAAGGAACUCUUGGUUGUGGAAUUCUCUUUCCCGCAACGGAUAAUGGUGGUAAAUGCGAAUUACUUGGUUAUACCGAUUCUAGUUGGUGCGGAGAUAAAGAUGAUAGAAAGUCUACGGCAGGAUAUGUCUUUAUGUUUAGCGGAGCACCAAUAUCUUGGUGUUCUAAAAAGGAACCGGUAUUUGCAUUCUCGUCUUGUGAGGCCGAGUAUAUCCCUGCGUCAUUUAUAUGUGUGCCGAGCGGUGUGGCUUAG